ACGACCGACGCCAACAACCACAGAGCAGGGCGUGACGUUACAGAAGAAAGCCCAUGGCGUGUCUGAAAACCUUCCCUAAUCUUCACCGCCCUCGCUUACCCUUCAGAUCCCUCAGCUCUUCCCCUCGGCUCUUUUCCUCACAUCAUCUCCGCCCCUCCGCCACGCUAUCCUUCUCCUCCUCCUCCUCCCCCAACACCGCUGCCAUGUCUGCCGUCUCCACCGUCGAGCACGUGGUCCUCUUCAAGAUCCGGGAGUCCACUGAACAGUCCAAGAUCGAUGCCAUGAUGUCCGGCCUGCGAUCCUUGGUCUCCCUCGACGUCGUCAGCCACCUCACCGCCGGUCCUAUCCUCCGCCACCGAUCCUCCGCCGCCUCCGCCGCCGGGUUUACCCACUUGCUUCACAGCCGCUACCGAUCCAAAGAAGACCUUGCCACCUACUCCGCCCACCCCGCCCACGUGGCUGUCGUCAUGGAGCUCGGGCUCCCCAUCUCCGAUGACGUCAUGGCUGUUGAUUGGGUCGUCGAUCUCGAUGGUCCGGUGGUGCCACCGCCAGGGUCGGCGAUGCGGCUCACCCUCGCGAAGCCGAAGGAAGGUGCCACUGCGGAGCUCAUGGAGACCCUCUCCAAGGUCAAGGCCUCUUCACCGGCCGCGGUCAGGCAGGUGAGUUUCGGGGAAAAUUUCUCGCCGGCGAGGGCCAAGGGGCACGGCGUGGGCCUUCUGGCGUUUUUUAGUAGCCUGGAAGAGCUCGAUGCGAUGGAUGCGAGACAGAAGGAUUUGGUUGAUUCGGUUAAAGAGAAGGUCAGGCCACUUUUGGAGAGCUUCAUUGUGCUUGAUUUUGUUCUUCCGCCACCUGACGAUGCUAGCCUUUGAUGCUUUUUCACCCGAAGUCCACAGAGUCUCUCAGUAAUCAAGGAAGCUUCUGAUGGAUUUUCUGCAUGUUGUCCUACAAAAUAAAGGCAUCGUGUUUGGUUCUUUUCCUGAUUUAGGCAAAUAUUAUUUAUCCUUCCUAAAUUGGACUGAACAUUUCGUGUCCAAGAUUGUAAUCUCUGAUGCCCUAAUUCUGGAUCUUGUGCCUGCCUUGUCACCCAUCAAUGGAGGUUGGUUGCAGUUUUUUGUUAGAGAAAUGAAGAUUGCAGCAGGAGAAUGUGAAUAUCAUUUCUUCUGUUUUACAUAAAAUGAUAUUAAAUGGUGAUAAAUUUUUUGCUCGA
Messenger RNA from Zingiber officinale, 1207 nucleotides. Its product is annotated as stress-response A/B barrel domain-containing protein UP3-like. The record is from RefSeq and is a predicted model, not a curated record. Bases 54 to 869 code for a protein of 271 amino acids. The transcript is spliced from 2 exons. Lineage: Eukaryota; Viridiplantae; Streptophyta; Magnoliopsida; Zingiberales; Zingiberaceae.